AUGAAAAACAUUCUUGGCGAUCUCGACUUUGUGGCUCUUUACAUCGACGACAUUUGUGUGGCUUCGGCAAGUGAAGCUCAGCACCGUCAGCACCUCAAAAUUGUAUUUGAUCGCCUGCAGCAAGCCAACCUACAUAUUAACCCAACGCACCCCUUGCUUUCCUGCUCUCUCGCCAGCCAUUACGCGGUCGGAGCAGCGCUUCACCAGGUCAACGACAAACAACUGCAGCACCUGAGCUUCUACUAUAAUCGCAUCACGGAAACACAAAAGCGCUACAGAUCACGAGAAAGCAUCGCCACGGCAAGCGAGACAGUUGUCGUUUAUCGCCGAAUUCUGCACGAAAAUCGAGCAUAUUAUUGUUGCGUCCAAUACAGUGGCAGACGCCCUAUCCCGCAUUGCUGGAAUCGAACAAAUCGACGACGAGCUGCAGCAGCUGUUAAGAGACAUCGAGACUGGCAAAUCUUCGUUGCAAUUGCGUAAAUUCCAG
This is a messenger RNA of Drosophila santomea, 487 nucleotides long. RefSeq lists its product as uncharacterized. The record is from RefSeq and is a predicted model, not a curated record. The transcript has 3 exons. Lineage: Eukaryota; Metazoa; Arthropoda; Insecta; Diptera; Drosophilidae. Bases 1 to 480 code for a protein of 159 amino acids.